GGAUAGAGCGCCGCACUCAUCGUCGUCCACAGCGACCAAAGCCCCUUGCUCGUCGCUCCCCUUCUCCUGAGCAACCAUGCAGAGCGACGAUGUUAUAUGGUCUGUGAUCAACACUCAGUUUUGCUCGUAUAAAGUCAAAACUGUAACCCAAAAUUUCUGUCGAAACGAAUAUAAUGUAACAGGUCUCUGUACCCGUCAAUCAUGUCCUUUGGCAAACUCGCGAUAUGCAACUGUACGAGAAGUUGAUGGUGUUCUAUACCUCUUUGUCAAGACUAUAGAACGUGCCCAUUCACCAGCACACAUGUGGGAGAAAAUAAAGCUAUCAAAUCAGUAUUCGAAAGCUUUGGAGCAGAUCGACAAAGAGCUCAUACAUUGGCCCAAUUUCACCAUCCACAAGUGUAAACAGCGUGUCACUAAAAUAACACAGUAUCUUAUCAAAAUGCGUCGUCUGAAGUUGACCCAUCAGCCCAAGCUGGUUGGUGUGAAGAAGAAGAUCGACCGUAGAGAGGCAACUCGAGAGAGGAAGGCGUUAUCCGCCGCACAUUUGGAACGUUCUAUCGAAAAAGAACUUAUUGAAAGACUGAAAUCAAAAGCCUACGGUGAUGCACCUUUGAAUGUUAACGAGACCGUGUGGCAGGCAAUCCUUGACCGUGAGAAGAAGGUAGAUAGAGACCUGGAGAAAGAGGAUGGCAAUUUGGACUUGGUUGACGAUGAAACGGAUGGUGAAGAAGAAGAGCUGGAAGAGGAAGGAGAAUGGGGAGACAGGGAAUUCGUGAGCGACUUGAGUGGUGAAGAAGACGAUGAUGGUCUUAGCGAUCUGGAAGACUCUGAUGCUGCGGCUGGGGGUUCGGACGACGAAGGAGGUGAUUCCAGUGGAGAAGAGUCUGGUGAAAGCGAAGAAGAUAAAUCGCAAAAAUCGCCGGUGGCACUUGGCAAGCGGAAAGGAAGGUCAGGACCACAACCUAAGAUCCCGCGCAAGAAGGCAGGGAAGACGAGUCGAGCAGGACCGAGGGUUGAAGUGGAGUACGAGCAAGAAGUCGAGAGCGUCCCACUGCGUCGCUCGGCUUUGGCUAACUGGUAGAGUAUUGUGUGGAUGUCCGCUCAAGGUGAGGCAUCCGGGAAAAGAGUAUUACCACUCCGUCGCCAUUGGCAGAGAUACCUAGAUCUGCUCUGAUUUAUACAUCCAUGAUGGUGAAGCUGCGUUUUACUGGGCUGGGUAAAAUUAGUUUACAUUGUACAACACUACGUACUCAACUUGAGUACUUUCUGUAGUCGUAAUUAAGGGAUACUAUACCACACUCGCAGUUGGGUACAUGCCCUGAUUAUAACGUUAUCGGCAUGUACGCUAAAUCCCAAUAUGAUUUGAUCGUCUCGCGAUCGGACUUGGAUAUUCACG
Serpula lacrymans var. lacrymans S7.9 is the source of this 1396-nucleotide messenger RNA. Its product is annotated as ribosomal biogenesis protein. Gene Ontology annotation, biological process: maturation of 5.8S rRNA; maturation of LSU-rRNA. Bases 77 to 1081 code for a protein of 334 amino acids. The transcript is spliced from 7 exons. Lineage: Eukaryota; Fungi; Basidiomycota; Agaricomycetes; Boletales; Serpulaceae. The record is from RefSeq and is a predicted model, not a curated record. Gene Ontology annotation, cellular component: nucleolus; preribosome, large subunit precursor.